CAGCCGUGGAGGCGUGACAGCUAAUGGUUGAAUGGUUCUUAUGGUUGUGAAUAUUUAUGUAAAGUGUCAAGUCAAUGUAGUCAAACUCAUCGAAGUCAUCUAACUACGAUGGAAGAAUCAAAACAAAAUGUUUUACCUGAAUUCAGCCUGCUGUUAUUCCUGCAAAGUAUUGAAUGGCGAGACCCUUGGUUAAUAGGUUUAGUCAUGUUCCACAUCACUAUCACCGUUAUGGCCAUCCUUACCAGGAAUCACAGCAACUUCCAAGUUGUCCUAUUUCUGAUGUUAUUGCUGCUGGUGUACUUCUCAGAAAAUAUUAAUGAAGUGGCUUCAAAUCAUUGGAGAACAUUUUCUAGACAGCAAUACUUUGACAAUAAAGGACUAUUUAUUUCACUGGUCUUUUCAGUUCCUAUACUUUUGAACUGCAUGCUCAUGGUUAGCAGCUGGUUGUAUCAGUCCAGUCAGCUGAUGACACAGUUGAAGCAGGCUCAGUUGCGCCAACAUCAGCGAAGAAUAACACCAACAAACAACUCUGCAGACGACGCUCGGCUCAAGUCUGACUAACCUCACUCUCAGUGCCUGUCAAUCUUGCCGUAAACGUCACGAAUUGUUAAACUGAUUUCAAUCACAAAUUUGAUGCCUCGAUUGAAAACAGUCAUUUGUUACUGUAUCUUUGUAAACGUAGAUGUGUUUAUACUCGAAAGGUAGGUAGUGAAUUGUGUCGAUUUUGUGAAUUUUUACCGACUGGAGUUUUUAUAAUGUUUUGCAUCGUAGAAAUGUUAGUCAUUUAAAGACUGGUUUUGUCUGUAAUAAACUUUGAUGUUUACUUACUGUAACUUUUAAAAUUCUGGUUUUGACUAGUUUUUAAAUUUGUUCUAAAUUAGUUUUAAAAUCUGUUAAUGACCAAAACAUCCUUGAUCGCUAAUAGACAUGGUUUGGAGUAAAGAGUUGGACAUGGAAGUCUGAUCCAAAGGUGUUUUACAGUAAAACCUCUAAUAACUGUCAUCCAUGGGGGAAACUGAAUAGGCUGAUGAUAGGAAUUCCUUUAUAAACCCUAUUUUUUUGGAAAAUUACAAUAAUGUUAAAAAUAAAUAACAGUCAACAGUGUACACAUGAAUUAAACAUACAGUAUACUCCCGAUCAUGCAAACCCUGGUUAUCCGAGCUAUGGGUCAGGGUUAUCCUAGGUUGCUAAAGACCUAUAUAUACAUUUUUUUAAAUCAAUAACUAAUUUUUUAAUUUACUACAGUAUUUUCCUGUUUAUUGUAAAGUAAAAAUUUCAUGUCAUUAUGAUUUGUUUAAAAGAAUAAUUGAAAUAACCUUAAGGUAUUAUUUUAACUUAAGAAUGAUUCGCAAUAACCUAGAAAAUAAAAAUCACCCAGUACUCAACUUGCUGUCGACCAUUGGCAAGCUGGACGUUUCGAAGAGUGACCAGCUAAUCAGUUAAUUGAGGUUCCACUGUACCUUUUAUAACAUUUCUUACUUUAUUUCUAUUCAACUUAGAUUUGGAACCUAACCAGUAUUUCGUGACAAGAAAUAACAACUAUCCGUGAUUGUAAUUAGCUUUUGAGACUCCAAAAAUAAUAAUUAGGUAUAAACACUCGACUUAAUUUUUAAGAGACUACACACUUUUGAAAACCAAAUUUUUAAGAAACCUAAUUGUUUUUAUCAAUUGUGGGAAGAAUUUGUGUAGAUUAUAAUAAUCUUCUUUCUCUCUUCCUUUACUGUCAUAAAUAUAAUUAUUGUUUAAUGCACUACUUGUUCAACUACUUAGAUUUGUCAGAUAAACACAUCACAAAAUAUAUAAUUUGUAAGUCUCUAAAACAUUACCAGUAAGGUACCUGAAACACAGGAUUUAACUUGUAUUUAUUACAUUAAAAAAUUUACAUCCGAUUUACAUUCAGUCAGUUUAAUCACAUAAUAUUUUAUAAUGAAAAGCAAUUUUUGUUGUUAAAAUACUUGAUUAAGAGGUUUGUACGCAUGAAUGAAUAUCUAUAUAGGUUAGAAAAUGAAAAUUGUAUACAACCAGGCUAUGUUCGGUUUUAACGUAUAAUGUAUUACCGAAGCUCCUGAUGCAGGUAAAUACCGUUGCGAUAUUGAAGCACUAUCAAAAAACUUGCCCUCGUCUUAAGAUUCACCCCAUUUCCUAAAAUAUGUCAUUUCAGUGCCUAUUUUUGUGCUUUAGAAACUUUUUUAGUACUUUUGACUCUAUCAAUACUUAGGAAAUCAACUAUCCGCAUUAGUUGUAGGAUAAAGCUUACCAAUGUUUAGUUUAUAAAGUAGUGUAGAUAAUCAUUCAAACUUUUUAUGUAAAUCGGAUGUUCAUCGAAAGUUUAUGAAUCGAUAUUUAAGUCAAAAACAUUUUGUGAGAUUAUUUGCCUUAAACAUCAAUUUUAUAAUGCAUGACAAUUGGUUGCCAUUUUGACCACGGUUUUUUCUUUCCAGAAUCUUAAGUGCUAUCUAAUUUUGUAAAGACUUUUUGAGUUUUGAGUAAGCCAGUUUUUUGGAACUUAUGGUAAAUCUUUUUUAUACACUGUGAUAUUAAGAUCUAGUUUUACUAUGGUGGAAUUGAUUUUGAUGUGGUCCAGUAAAACAGCAUUUAUUUUUAUUUUUUAUUUUCAUAAUACAUUUUUUCAUUUACAUAAGCUCCACUAACAGCCUGGGCUAUGGGAACUGAUACAGAAAGUAAAAAAGGCAAUCAACACAAAACUUAUUGUACAAUUGAUGGGUUGUUGCCUUAUUAGUGUUUUUACUAGUUUUUCGCUUAGUCAAUAUUUUCUCUUUGAAAUGCCAGUAAUAUUUUAGCUUUGAAAUAAUUUUUAAUCACUACUUUUGAAUAAAGUGCAAAUAAUAUACUGAAAUGCCAAAGGGUAUUUUCUUUAGUACAAAAAUAUAAAUGUAAAAUAGAAUGUUGAUAUUUUCAAAUAGUCGAUACUUUGUGAAUUUAUUUUUAUCCCUGUCCCGUAAUUAUCCUAAAAUGAACCUUGAAUCUGCCUUAUAAUUUCUUGACAAAACAAAAAAUCUAUUUUUAGUCUUAUAGUAGUUAUCUCCAAUGAUCCAUAUAUAAAUAAAUAUAAUGAUAAAGUAUAUGAACAGGUUUGCAACAUUUUAAUGCUCUUUGACUUUGUUAAACCUAAUGGUAUGUUUCUUUCUAGAUCGUCUUUAGAUUAUUUCUUUGUUGUAAGUGCUUAAUUAUUUAUAUUGCAUUCCUCUUUGCCUUAUGUUAGAAACCUUGAGUAUUUUGUUAAUGUUAGUGUAUACGUAAUAACUCCUUGUAAUACUAAUUUUGGUGUUGUAACCAGGAGUUAAGUGUAAAUAAAGAGUGUUGAUAUUGAUAA
Macrosteles quadrilineatus (aster leafhopper) is the source of this 3334-nucleotide messenger RNA. RefSeq names its product transmembrane protein 18-like. The transcript is spliced from 5 exons. NCBI's taxonomy places the organism in Eukaryota, Metazoa, Arthropoda, Insecta, Hemiptera, Cicadellidae. The record is from RefSeq and is a predicted model, not a curated record. Gene Ontology annotation, cellular component: nuclear membrane. The coding region runs from base 109 to 561 and encodes 150 amino acids.